Molecule: messenger RNA, 1789 nt
Organism: Marasmius oreades (fairy-ring Marasmius)
Lineage: Eukaryota; Fungi; Basidiomycota; Agaricomycetes; Agaricales; Marasmiaceae
Exons: 11
Coding region: 365-1645 (426 amino acids)
Source: RefSeq, a predicted model, not a curated record
GCGGUCUUUAUUGAGCCUUUUGACAUAGUCACUUUGGACGCGGCCCUAUCGCAUGCGCUUGACAGCUGAAGCGCUGAACUGCAGGCUCGCCCGGAGCCCUUUCGAGUCGGACUUUCGACCGCCACGGUCCACAUUUUCGGACGGUGUAACAGCGAAGAACUUGGGGCAGCCUUGGUUCCCGUCCAUUCAUUCCUUUCUCAAUAUCGGGACUUGUACAAAUGUCUCUCACACACUUAUUCACUGACAGCAUUGACAAUUGACACGAUCUAGACUCUUGGACUCUUAUUCAAACACUGCUGCACCCAUCUUCCCCACACACUCCGUACCUCUGGCAGAAACACCCAUAAUCGUUCCAAGGGCAGGGAUGCAGCCGUCAGCUGAUGAUAUCCGCCUCAGGGACUCUCAAUACGAUGUCGUUGCAUAUCUGAGUGUAUCACUCUGUGUUACGAUGAUCAUUACGGCCGCCCUCCUGUCUAUCCAUCCACUGUCUAAGCAAAAGACAGACCGAGUUAGUUUCCGGAUAAUGAUAUACGCAUUAUGUGGAACCGUUGUAUAUCUCGUAACUUCAAUUAUAGUAAAUCGCGUCCCAGGACAAACGACCUGUCGUGUCGGGGGAUCGCUCGUGGUAUUCGGUUUGCACGUAUCAACUUUUUUGUUUUUCUGUAUCGGGCUCAAUCUUCAAUUGGUUAUGAUACACGGAAUCGACGGGACGAAGGCGGAAAAAUACUACGUCGGAGGGAGCUUAUCGUUGGCAAUAUCAUUGGCCAUCAUGACUUACCUAUCCAAGCAAUUGGUUUAUAACCCUGUUCAGAAAGAGUGUUAUUACUACGAUCCUGACCCGGUCAGAGGUCUUUGGUGGCGAGUGGCCAUCUGGCUUGCAUGGAGCUUCCUAGCUAUGGCCGGAGAGCUCAUCACAUUUACCUCAGUUGUCAUAUACAUGGCUCGUGUCAGAGUUCGUUUUGAUACCGAAACACUCGGUUUUUCCCAUGUUCUGAAUGAUGAUUUCCCCCAGGCCUUCGAAUCGGGUCCUCACAGGGAAACUGGCUCCAAAAGUCAUUCAAGGCUUUCAGCGUCACACCAGUAUCGGAAACCUUUGGGACCUAGGGGAUACUGGAACGUCGUGCUGCGUAUUGCACUCUAUCCCCUCUCGUCGUUAGCUACAACGGGAGUAAUCGCAAUCACAACCGUCUACGUCCCACGAAAAGGUUUAGAAUGGAGCGUUGCGAGCGCCCUUCUCAUUGUUUACGUGGCUCGCGGCGCCAUUUAUGCACUUGUCGCUGCCGCUGAUCCGGCUAUCACUCAAGGCUUGAGAGUGUUAUACAAACACCAUAUACGGCGACAGACAUCGGCGCACUCAAAGGGUGCUGAAAUCGUCAACGUUUGUUCUGCUGUUAGUCACAAAUCAGGCAGCGCCGCUAUCGAGCUGGAAGCAUGCACUCGUUCAAAUAACGACAGUUCACGUCCGCCGUGCUUCCACCAAUCUAGGGGCAGCGUCGCCCUACCAUCACUACCGAAACCAGCUGUGCUACCGCUAGGGGACAUUCAACUGGAUAUUAGCUCGAAUCAUCCGUUAAUAAACGCGAACAGUGGAACCCAGAUCGAUGACCACGUUUAUUAUUCGUACCCGCAGCUGAGAUAUUUGUAAAAAGUAACUGGUUUCGGGGGAGCAAGUCAGAAGGCCCAAUUUGUAUCAAGUCUAUCAUCAUGAUGUAUAAGAGAGUCUGCUAGUCGCAGAUAUACACGUUUUCACUCUCGAACUUCAUCUGUCCUACGAAAUUUACUGUUCCGU